Molecule: messenger RNA, 3786 nt
Organism: Anolis carolinensis (green anole)
Lineage: Eukaryota; Metazoa; Chordata; Lepidosauria; Squamata; Anolidae
Gene: dhx33
Product: DEAH-box helicase 33
Exons: 12
Coding region: 332-2347 (671 amino acids)
Biological process (GO): positive regulation of transcription by RNA polymerase I
Cellular component (GO): nucleolus; intracellular anatomical structure
Molecular function (GO): double-stranded RNA binding; helicase activity; ATP binding
Source: RefSeq, a predicted model, not a curated record
UUUAAUUGCACUCUUGAGCCUUGUUUUUGCCACUGCGGUGCGCCUCAGGGCCUGCAGGUGGAGCGCUGCCUCUCUUUUUCCCCGCAGCGCGCAUGCGCGGACUUCAGAGGCGGGACAAAUAUAUUGCCUCAGGACCUGCAGAGGGAGCUCCGCCUCCCUGUUCCUCGCAGCGCGCAUGCGCGGCCCCACGCAAGGCAAAGAAAAUACAUUUCCCAGAAGGCAAGUGCCGCACUUAAAAGGGUGAAGCGGCGCAAGGCGUGCUGGGAGGCGUAGUCCCGGCCAGGGAAAAGCCUUUAAAGAGGCCCACGGUGGGCCGCGCAGAGGAGCCGCCAUGCCGCUGGCGAAGCGUCAGACCCCGCCGGCCUCGUCGUCGUCGUCCUCCCUCUCGUCCUCAUCGUCCUCAUCGUCCUCCUCCUCCGGAAUAGACAGCCAGCGGCGAGCCCUGCCCAUCUUCCAGGCCCGAGGGGCGUUGCUAGGGCAACUGCGGAGCCUCGAGUCCGCCAUCUUGAUCGGAGAGACAGGCUCCGGGAAGACCACGCAGAUCCCGCAAUAUCUCUACGAAGGAGGCAUCGGGCGCCAGGGCAUCGUGGCCGUCACCCAGCCCCGACGCGUGGCCGCCAUCUCCCUGGCCUCCCGCGUGGCCGACGAGAAGAAGACCGAGCUGGGAAAGCUGGUGGGCUACAGCGUGCGCUUUGAGGAGCUCUGCUCGGAGGAGACCAAGAUCAAGUUCCUGACGGACGGGAUGCUGCUGCGGGAGGCGCUGGGGGACCCCCUGCUGCACAAGUACAGUGUGGUGGUACUGGACGAGGCCCACGAGCGCAGCCUGCCCACCGAGGUGCUCUUCGGGGUGGCCAAGGGGGCCCAGCGCAGGCGCAAGGAGGCCGGCAAGGCCCCCCUCAAGGUGAUUGUGAUGUCAGCCACCAUGGACGUGGACCUCUUCUCCCAGUACUUCAAUGGGGCGCCCGUCCUCUACCUGGAGGGCCGGCAGCAUCCCAUCCAGAUCUUCUACGCGAAGCAACCGCAGAGCGAUUACCUCCAAGCCGCGCUGGUCACCAUCUUCCAGAUCCGUCAGGAAGCCCCAGCGUCUCAGGAUAUCUUGGUGUUUCUGACCGGCCAGGAGGAGAUUGAGGCCAUGACCAAGACCUGCCGCGACAUCGCCAAGCACCUGCCGGACGGGACCCCCCAGAUGGUGGCCAUGCCCCUCUACGCCUCCCUGCCGUACUCCCAGCAGAUGCGCGUCUUCCAGGCCGCCCCCAAGGGCUACCGCAAAGUGAUCCUCUCCACCAACAUUGCCGAGACGUCCAUCACCAUCCCCGGCAUCAAAUACGUUGUGGAUACCGGGAUGGUGAAAGCCAAGCGGUACACUCCAGAAAGCGGCCUGGAAGUGCUGGCGGUCCAGCGGAUCUCCAAGGCGCAGGCCUGGCAACGGGCCGGACGGGCCGGGAGGGAGGACAGUGGGCUUUGCUACCGCCUUUACACCGAGGAGGAGUUUGAGAAGUUUGAGAAGAUGACUGUGCCGGAGAUCCAAAGGUGCAACCUGGCCAGCGUCGUGCUCCAUUUAUUAGCCCUGAGGGUCCCCAACGUCCUCACCUUUGACUUCAUGUCGAAACCCUCUCCAGAGGCCCUGCAGUCGGCGGCCGAACACUUGGUGCUGCUGGGCGCCGUGGACCGGAAGGACGAGCAGCUGCUCCUGACUCCGCUGGGAAGGAAGAUGGCCGCCUUCCCGCUGGAGCCCAAAUUCGCCAAAACGCUCCUGACGGCGCCGCGCUUCCACUGCACGGAGGAGGCGCUGACGGUGGUCUCGCUGCUCUCGGUGGACAGCGUCCUGCACAACCCGCCCUCGCGCCGGGAGGAGGCCCAGGCCGCCCGCAGGAAGUUCCUCUCCAGCGAAGGAGACCUCCUCACCCUCCUCAACGUCUACCGGGCCUUCAAGAGUGUCAGCGGGAACCGGGAAUGGUGCAAGGAGAACUUUGUCAACAGCCGGAAUAUGAUGCUGGUCUCCGACGUCCGAGCACAGCUGAGGGAUAUUUGCAUCAAGCUCUCAGUCCCGCUGGAGUCAUGCCGCUCGGACACGUCAGCCCUGCGCCGCUGCCUGGCGCACAGCCUGUUCCUGCAGUCGGCAGAGCUGCAGCCGGACGGCUCGUACGCGGCCAGCGAGGCCCGGCAGCCGGCGGCCAUCCACCCCUCCUCCGCCCUCUUCCACUCCCGCCCCGCCUGCCUCGUCUACACUGAACUGCUCCACACCAGCAAGUGCUACAUGCGCGGACUCUGCCCCGUCGACCCCGAAUGGCUCUUCGACGCCGCGCCCGAAUACUUCCGCCGGAGGCUGCGGGCCCCCAAGAGCUGAGCCUGUCCUGGCAUCAUCGCACGACACAGGCAUUCGGGUUUGCUAGCAAAGCAGAGGCUAAACCACCAUCCAUCCAUCCGUCAUCCACCUAUCAGCCAUCAAUCUGUAGCCCAGAGUUCUCCAAACGUUGGGGGACACAUUUUGAGACUUGCUUCAUUGCGCAACACGGGCAUUCGGGUUUGCUAGGAAAGUGGAGACUAAACCACCAUCCAUCCAUCAUCCACCAUCCAUCUGUAACCCAGAGCUCUCCAAAUGUUGGGAGACACAUUUUGAGACUCGCAUCAUUGCACAACACGGGCAUUCGGGAUUGCUAGAAAGUGGAGGCUAAACCACCAUCCAUCCAUUCGUCAUCCAUCCGUAACCCAGAGCUCUCCAAAUAUUGGGAAACACACUUUGAGACUCACUUCAUUGUGCGACACAGACAUUUGGGUUUGCUAGCAAAGCGGAGGCUAAACCACCAUCCAUCCAUUCGUCAUCCAUCCAUAACCCAGAGCUCUCCAAACAUUGGGGGACACACUUUGAGACUCACUUCAUCGCGCGACACGGGCAUUCAGGUUUCCCAGCAAAGCGGAGGCUAAACCACCAUCCAUCCAUCCAUCAUCCAUCUGUAACCCAGAGCUCUCCCAAUGUUGGGAGACACACUUUGAGACUCGCUUCAUCUCGCAACACAGACAUUCAGUCUUACUAGAAGACAAGGUUACAGCUCCAUCUUUCCUCCACCCAUCAAUCAUAGGGGUUUAGGGGAAUGGACCUUGAUUUUGGGAGUUGUAGUUCACCUGCAUCCAGAAAGUACUGAACCCAGUUGACGACAGAUUUGUACCAAACUUGACACACAGACCCAACUGUGCAUACAGGCCUGGUUUGGGAGUGAUUGACAUCAGAUCUGGGAGUUGUAGUUCACCCUUAUCCAGAGAGCACUGAACGCAACCAACGACGGAUCUGGACCAAAGUUAAGUGAUGUUAUCUUACACCCCAAAACAAACAAGGCUUUCUUCUAAUAACUGUAUUAUUAUAUAAUAUAUAUUACAGUAUAUGUGUAUAUGUGGAGGAGGUGUCCACAUACACAUUUUUCACUUUUAUUCUGUGUUUGGAUUAUGUGUAUAGAUAGAUAGAGGUCGAUUUAGACAGAUAUAUAUUUCUCUAACCGCUCUAUUAAUAGGAAGCCAGCUCAUGGUUCUGGGCACUGCAGGCGACACGCAAUCCGCCCGUAUCCGUUCACUGACCUGCAGGCCAAUCCUGAAAUGAAAUAUAGCUGUUGGGAUCUGCUUGGGAAUGUAUGUAUGAAAUAACACCAUUCGUUUGGGUUGCUGUGAGUUUUCCAGACUAUAUGGGCAUGUCCCAGAAGCAUUCUCGCCUGUUGUGAUUCAUUACAACAUUCAGAUUUGCCUCCCGACAAAAACCGGAACAGUAAAUAAAGAAUAACACUCUGAAAAUGGGAA